UCAAGCAAUUGAUACCAUAAAACCCUCUCUCUCUUCUCAAUUUUUGAACCUUGGAAAUGACUUCAUAUGAUCAAGAAAAACCAAUAGCCACUGGUGUUCCGGUCCAUGCUCCCAUGGUCCCUUGGUCUACUGGUCUUUGCGGUUGUUUUGAUGAUGGCAGCAAUUGUUGCUUGACAUGUUGGUGCCCAUGCAUUACGUUUGGUCAGACAUCUGAGAUCAUUGACAGAGGAUCCUCAUCUUGUGGAGCGAAUGGGGCACUUUAUGCGCUAAUAGGAGUUUUCACAGGUUGUUCUUAUUCAUGCAUGUACCGCACCAAAUUCAGACAAUUGUACAACUUAGAGGGAAGUAGUUGUAAUGAUUGUCUAACUCAUUUUUGCUGCACACCUUGUGCUUUAUGCCAAGAAUAUAGAGAACUCAAGAACAAGGGUUUUGACGUGCCAUUAGGAUGGCAUGGGAACAUGGAAAGGGGCACAGGGGUUGUGGCGACUGCUCCACCUUCCGCGUAUGGAACUAUGAACAGAUAAUCAUAAUCAUGGAUUGUAAAAACACAAAAGUUUGUGUAAAAAAUCCGUGAUGAAAAUUGGGUUUUUCUGGUGCCCGCGGUACUAUUGAGGGCAACUGUUUGUUUAUUCGGAAAAUGGGUCAUUUGUCCAAAUAUUUUUAAAUCACGGUUCAAAUGGACGAGUAAAAAUUAAAUUGGGUGAAAUGGCCAAAAAAAAUAGUAAGGAUGAAACUGAUUUCAUCCUAGCUUAAAUUUAAAAAAUAGCAAGGAUGAAACUGGAUACAUCCUGUGUAAAUUAAAAAUAAGAAAAACUACUUGAAAAUGGGCACGAUGAAACUGAUUACAUCCUGCCUAUUUUUACAUUUUUUUCCAUUUAAACAAGGGUGAAAUACAGAUGUACCCCUGUUUUUUUGGGCGCAUACAGAUGUACCCCCGUUUUUUUCACAUUUACAAAUGUACUCCUGUUUUGACCGUUUUUUUGAAAAAACGGCUAACGGAAAGUUAACCUCCAUGUCAGCAGUUAAAUCAUCUAACUCACUUGUCAAGUCAAGUAAGCUGUGUACACUGUCCAACUCGUCUAUUCUUCCACGUAAGUUGUAUACACGUGGCUGGUCCCACACUUAAACAGUCAAAAAAAAUUCUCUUCUAUAUAUAUACAUCUUCUCUUACUGGACACUAACCAUCUUUCUCUCCUAUAUAUCUCUACUUUCUCUACUUUUUGGUGACUGUUUCAGAUCUAAAACGGGUGAAAUCAGCAGCAAAAUCAUGUGUUUCAUGUGUGACAUUGAAGAUGAUCAUGAAACCAAAGGUUGUCCUUGGGUUUAUUCAAGGUGCAAACAUGUACCUUGUAAUGGUGUGAGGGCUCUAUUGAGAUCUAAAACACUGUGAAGCAUUCAGAUGGGCUUCAGAUG
This is a messenger RNA of Papaver somniferum (opium poppy), 1413 nucleotides long. Its product is annotated as cell number regulator 2-like. The record is from RefSeq and is a predicted model, not a curated record. NCBI's taxonomy places the organism in Eukaryota, Viridiplantae, Streptophyta, Magnoliopsida, Ranunculales, Papaveraceae. The transcript has 4 exons. The coding region runs from base 57 to 524 and encodes 155 amino acids.